UCAAUUCUAGAUUCUUUUCUGGCUUAUCUUUGGACAGCUAUAAGUCCUGGGGCUUUGCGCUCGCGGACCUUUAAGGGGACUGCGCAUGCGCCAGCUUCCUCUCUCUUUUUGCCGACUGGAACCAUGGAGGCUGUUCCGGAGAAGAAAAAGAAGGUUCCUGCUGUGCCAGAAACACUUAAGAAAAAGCGAAGGAAUUUCGCAGAGUUGAAGGUGAAGCGCUUUCGGAAAACGUUUGCACUGAAGACACUGCGGAAGGCACGGAGGAAGCUUAUCUAUGAGAAGGCAAAGCAUUACCACAAGGAAUACAGGCAAAUGUACCGGACGGAGAUUCGCAUGGCUAGGAUGGCGAGAAAGGCUGGAAACUUCUACGUGCCUGCAGAACCCAAGCUGGCGUUUGUGAUCCGAAUCCGAGGUAUCAAUGGUGUGAGCCCAAAGGUCCGCAAGGUGUUGCAGCUGCUCCGUCUUCGCCAGAUCUUCAAUGGCACCUUUGUUAAGCUCAACAAGGCUUCGAUUAACAUGCUGAGGAUUGUGGAACCAUACAUUGCAUGGGGGUACCCCAACCUGAAGUCAGUCAACGAGCUCAUCUACAAGCGAGGCUAUGGCAAAAUCAAUAAGAAGAGAAUUGCCUUGACAGACAAUUCCUUAAUUGCUCGAUCUCUUGGUAAAUACGGCAUCAUCUGCAUGGAGGACCUAAUUCAUGAGAUCUACACAGUUGGAAAACACUUCAAGGAAGCAAAUAACUUCCUGUGGCCCUUCAAGUUAUCUUCUCCACGAGGUGGAAUGAAGAAGAAGACCACUCAUUUUGUGGAAGGUGGCGAUGCUGGCAACAGGGAAGACCAGAUAAACAGGCUUAUUAGGCGGAUGAACUAAGGUGUUGCCCGUGGUUUUUUUGUAAUCUGGUCAGUUAAUAAACAGUCACAGCUUGGCAACCUGAAA
Molecule: messenger RNA, 936 nt
Organism: Mesocricetus auratus (golden hamster)
Lineage: Eukaryota; Metazoa; Chordata; Mammalia; Rodentia; Cricetidae
Gene: Rpl7
Product: ribosomal protein L7
Exons: 7
Coding region: 124-870 (248 amino acids)
Biological process (GO): maturation of LSU-rRNA from tricistronic rRNA transcript (SSU-rRNA, 5.8S rRNA, LSU-rRNA)
Cellular component (GO): cytosolic large ribosomal subunit
Molecular function (GO): RNA binding; structural constituent of ribosome
Source: RefSeq, a predicted model, not a curated record